Messenger RNA from Dothidotthia symphoricarpi CBS 119687, 189 nucleotides. RefSeq lists its product as uncharacterized. Bases 1 to 189 code for a protein of 62 amino acids. The record is from RefSeq and is a predicted model, not a curated record. NCBI's taxonomy places the organism in Eukaryota, Fungi, Ascomycota, Dothideomycetes, Pleosporales, Dothidotthiaceae. The transcript has a single exon.
AUGCAGUCUUCAACUAUUCUCGUCAACUUCCACAACAGCUGCCCUAAGUGUGGCGCGAGCAUUGACGGAGAUAACAAGUCUUGCGGAUCUUGCGGCAGCGUAAGUUGUCUGCACAACAUUUUGUUGUGUUCUGUGGGAGAUUAUGCUGAUGUUUGCUAUAUAGUCGUGCCCUGUUUGAAGCCUGGAUGA